This is a messenger RNA of Astyanax mexicanus (Mexican tetra), 4603 nucleotides long. RefSeq names its product zinc finger protein, FOG family member 2b (gene zfpm2b). Gene Ontology annotation, cellular component: nucleus. The record is from RefSeq and is a predicted model, not a curated record. Gene Ontology annotation, molecular function: RNA polymerase II-specific DNA-binding transcription factor binding. Lineage: Eukaryota; Metazoa; Chordata; Actinopteri; Characiformes; Acestrorhamphidae. Gene Ontology annotation, biological process: cell differentiation; heart development; negative regulation of transcription by RNA polymerase II. Bases 382 to 3738 code for a protein of 1118 amino acids. The transcript has 8 exons.
CAACCUCAGCCCACAGGGCCUGCCAGCCUACAGCGCCCCGCGAGGCUCAAACUUCCCGCGUGCAACAAAAAGCAGACACGGAAAGCGCACUGUCAGUCAGUCCACGCGCAGCUGAGCCUCCGCGCGGACAACAGGGGCGACAGGGGGCCAAACACACACACACUCACACACUCACACACUCACACACUCUCUCUCUUUCACACACACACAACGCAAACACAGGCGGCACGAGCCAGCUGGUGGGUUCGGAGUUGCUUUUACCUCGCGCGCGGUAGUGUGAGAGGCAGCGCGCGCAGUACUGUUUAGUUUAGUUGGUGUUUGGAUGAAUCGGAGCUUCAGGCUGAGUCGAGAUCUGGAUUCGGAGCCGCAGCAGCAGCAGAGAUGUCCCGGAGGAAGCAGAGCAAACCACGCCAGUUCAAACGAGUGUUUGGGAGUGGGCAGACGGAGUGUGAGGAUGGAGGAUGUGAGGAGAGAGGGUUGCUGAAGGAUGAUGAAGUGUGUCCAGAGGAAGCACACACACCUUUCUCUUUAGAGCCUGAAAACUUUCCCUUUAAAGAUGAGGACUUCUCCAAGAAAGGUGGUGUGUGUGGAGGUCAGGAGACGGGGCAGGAGGAGAGUGAAGGAGGAGAUGAGAGGGUCCGGUCCAGCCCGCCGGGGUCUGAAGAAUGGGACGGCCCGAGAGAGUUGGAGGUGGUCAGUGAUGGAGGGGAGAAAAGCCUUCGUUCUCGGCAGGUGCUUCCUCCAGGCACCACAUGGGGGCCUUUCCUAGGAAAAAUAGAAACAUCCGCAGGAGGAAAUGAUGCAGUGCCGCUGGUGUUGAGCGGAGGUCCGCGGUGGCUGGGGGAAAUGACGUGGGUCAGCGCAGAGGACUCAAAAAAUAACUGCAUGGUUUACAGUAAAGGAGGACAUGUAUGGUGCUCUACCACAAAGAAUGUGAUGGAUGGGGAGGAGCUUGCAGCAUGCAUCAUGGAUUUCUGCCCUCAGUUCCAGACAGCAGCUUCUGCCCCCCAUGGGCAGGGCAUGUACCCGGCAAGGCUGCUGGACGGCAUCCAGCUUCUCCCCCAGCAGGCCGCCAUGGCCUCCAUCCUGCCCAAUGCUAUCGUCAACAAGGACAUAUUUUUGUGCAAAUCCUGCGGGAUCUGGUUUAGGAGUGAGAGGAACCUGCAGGCCCAUCUCAUGUACUACUGCAGCGGCCGGCAGAGGGACACUGAAAUGGCCACAGAAAAAACAACCAACACAGGCCAUCAAAUGCCCCGUGUCUGCACUUACCCACAAUGCAACAUGAGCUUCUCGGGUUCACAUGCUCUAGAAAUGCACAUGUCCACACACACUGCUUUUAAGACAGAGGAGACCCCUGCUGGAAACAGUUUGAAGUGCACUAUUUGCGACUACACAGCUGAGACGCUUGUGGCGCUCCAGCCCCAUAUCUUAUCCCACCUGUCUCAGACUGGACUCAGAUGCAGUCACUGCCACUUCACUUUCCAGACACUCAGAGAGCUGUCCAAGCACCAGGAACUGCACAGACACGGUGCUGCUGGCAGCAAACUUGCUAAAGAGAGCGAAGUGGAGCAACCUCAAAGCCUCGGGGCAGACAGUCCGAAGCAUGGUAGACGCGAUUUGAGCAGGAAAGACACCCUAGAAAGCCCCGCGCGCCGAGAAGUGGGUCAAAGCGCGGAGCAAGAAAGUGAUCAACAGGGACAGUCCAUUGCGAAGGCUGAGGUUAACUCAGGAAACAGAGCUAGUUUUUCCUACACUAGAGUGAAAUCUGAACCCUCCAGCCCCCGCUUAGCUUCAUCUCCGAUCCAGCACCAUAUGACCCCGGCGUUUCCAAUGCCACCGUUUGUGCCCCAUGUUCCCUUCUCACAGGAAAUCACUGCUGUUCCACAGGCUUCUGAGAUUCUGGCUAAAAUGUCAGAGCUGGUUCAUCGAAGGCUGCGCCACGGUGGGAAUAGUUACCCCCCAGUAAUGUACAGCACGCUGGUGCCCAAAGGAGCAACUUGCUUCGAAUGCAAUAUCAGUUUCAGCAACCUGGACAAUUAUUUGGUUCACAAGAAGCACUACUGUAACAGUCGCUGGCAGCAUAUGGCCAAGCCGCAUGACUACACCAGCAUUUUAGACAAGGCCGUGGACCCACUGAGUCCUAAGACUGGGAGUGGCUUAGCUAGCAUGCUAAGUGCUGGUCAUCCCCCUGAUAUCAAAGGUCACGAAUCAGCCCAGUUUAACCCAUCUGUCUGUGACACUUUUGUUGCAGGAGGCAAAGCUCCUGAUGAAUUCACAGUGCAGGUUAAGAAAGCAUCAACACCUUCUGGUGCGGAGGAGAAGCCAAACGGCAUGCAGUUAGACUCGAAGAGUCCAAAAAUCUCCCCUACGGAAAGCGCCAUGGACCCCAGCCAUACAACAUGCGACGCCUGCAAGAUCACUUUCAGCCGCCAAGAAACCUACAUGGUGCACAAGCAGUACUACUGUGCCACCCGCCACGACCCACCAGCGAAACGAGCAAACAGCAACAAAUCAGCAGCCAAUCAGAAGUCAGUUCGUGCUCGCAAGAGAAGGAAGGCCUAUGAGAUGCCGGUUCACGAACAAGAGCAAAUGCAGCCCAUGGGACCUCCAUCUUACCUAGGGAUGGCAACUAUUGGCAGUCCCUUCAUGUCCCAGGAUGUGAUGGAAAGUCUCAAGGACCAGUUUCAUCAGCGGUACAACAUAAUCCAGGGCUUGGUUCCUAAGCACCCAGAACCUUCCUUGACAGGUACAAAGUCAGCCCUGGUGUCAAAGUGCAAUGCAAUAGCUCAAGAGGAAGGUGACGUACCCAUAGAUCUCAGCAAAAAAUGUAUGGCACAGUUUGGUAAAAUCUCACUUCCUACAAAACUACUAAUGGACUAUCAUGAGUGUGCAGUCUGCAAGAUAAGCUUCAACAAAGUUGAGGAUUACCUGACCCACAAACAGAACUUCUGUCCAGGUAACGCUCUCGACAGCAAGGCUCCGAGCAUUAAAAAAGAAGCCUCAGUAAACACAAACAGCAACAACAGCGCCACAGAAAAGUUCAGCAAGAAUGGCGGUUUUGAGCACCCAGUUCCAAAUGCCGGUAUCACCCCAACACAUGCUGUGACAAUGACAUCUGAUGUUGGAACAUCUCCAGAGCAGCGUGCAGUUGUCAUCAAAGAAGAAUGCAACACGCAGCUUCUUGAGUGCUACCCAAGCUCAGCUAAGAAAAUGAGAGCAGAUGAGCAAAUAUGGCCAUACUAUGAGAUCAAGCCAACUGAUUACGCCACAGGGAUGCUUGUUACACAAAGUGAGCAGAGACAGAGUCCGAAUGAGGGCAGCGAGGGCGAGAAAGACCAACCGAUGCCCAACGGUAGCCACAUUGGUACUGAAGAUGCUGAGGAGAACUUAAAAAUCACAACCAAGGGGCAGACUCCAGCCUUAAAUGACUGCCUCCCGCCUGAGGACAAGCCAGCUGAAGAAGAUAUGGAAGCGAACGGCCUUCCUACCCCAGAUAAUCACUUGACUUUCCCAACUGCAGACCCGGAAGACUCUACAAAAGCAAAGGAGAGUGCACCAGCUUCUUCACCAGCGGAGGAGGUUCCAUCCAGCAUAAAGAAAGGCCUAAAUGGAUCAAUCUCCACCACUGCUAAUGUGAAGUACUGCCGUCCUUGUGACAUCCAGUUCAAUAACUUGUCAAACUUUAUAACGCACAAGAAGUUCUAUUGCUCAGCACCGACGACAGAGCAUGUGAAAUGAACCCUCACCUUUUAUCGCAAUGCACCGUGCCCGUUUACACCACAGCAGACGGACAAUCAAAUCAGGAGAUUUAUCCUUCAGUGAAUAGUGAAUUUUGAAAUGUUUGUUGAAAGAGUAUUGUGUGUACUAUUUUUGCCUCUUUGUGAUGUAUUUAUUUAUUUCUGAAAAUAUUUCUAACAGUAAACUAAUACAGAUUUGAGAUAAGAAUAUAAUCAUCUUCACUUGGAGUCACACAAAUAAGGCUACACACUUAAAGGAAUAAUUUAAAUAAAAAAUGGAAAAUAACAAGCAAAAUACACUGUAGAUUGCAGAGCAUAUCUCUGUUUAGACCACUGUGUCCACAUUUUUACAAUCCUGAAACACUUAUAAUGAAGGUCCUUCUGAAAAUAAUGGCAUACUUGUCAGUAUGUGUAGGUUCUGUGUCCUUGUUGUUAUUUACAAUUAUUUACACUUGAAUGUUUUUGUUGGUUUGGUUUUGUUCAUAUUUUGCUCAUGCAGAAUUCUUCUAAAAAGUACUUGUACGUGUUUGCUGGUUCUUUAGUCUCUCUUUUUAAAACUUGGCUUCCAAUGCAAUACUUUUUGAAAGAUGAACCAUUAGCAGUAUUAUGAAAGAGAGACUUUUUUGCCUACUUGGACCCCAGAAAUUGUCUGUGGAAAUUUACAAGCUACAGCAAGACAAGUUUACUUGUCUUGCUGAACACAAGGGAAAGGGGUUAACACUUGAAAAAGAGGACUCAGUGUAUUCUUUACAAUAGAAAAAAGUAUUAUGUUGUCAAAACUGUGUUGCUAUGCAUGUACCUGUAUGGAAUGAAAUUCCAGAUGUUUGACAUUUUGAUUUUAUGUGGCAUCCAAAUUAAAAUUCUAA